Molecule: messenger RNA, 2450 nt
Organism: Perca flavescens (yellow perch)
Lineage: Eukaryota; Metazoa; Chordata; Actinopteri; Perciformes; Percidae
Gene: nfkbiz
Product: nuclear factor of kappa light polypeptide gene enhancer in B-cells inhibitor, zeta
Exons: 11
Coding region: 296-1612 (438 amino acids)
Biological process (GO): regulation of gene expression
Cellular component (GO): nucleus
Molecular function (GO): protein binding
Source: RefSeq, a predicted model, not a curated record
CGUUUUUCCUUAAAAGAGCUGGGAAUUUAAUGGAAACUAUCUGCAAUUUAAAAAGUGAUAAAGUGUAAAUUCACCGACUAGGAUUAGUUCCAGGAUUCACUUUGAGUAGUGAAAAGUUUAUACAAACCUUACUGUUGAAAAUGACACGACACGCACCUAUUUAGUAACCUGUCAACCAGGAAGUUGAGCAAGGUGCGUGUGGGGGUGUUUAGUUUGGCAUUUGCUUUGAAUUUCUUGAAGACAGGUGUCUGAAAGAAGAAAACUAUUAGUUCCAAGUGGAGCGGUGUGUUCAUAAAUGACUUCCUUAAACAUGUUGGAUUCAAGAGGGAACGACACCAGAGGAAGAGAAAAUCUACCAAUGUUGACCAACUUCAAACAGAACAAUAACGGCUUUCUUAUCACUGAUCCCAGGCCCCCAGAAUACAUACACGCUGUGCACAAGAAGACUGUGAAAGAACUGCUCAUGAUGAGACGCAAGAAACUGAACUGCUCACAGGACGACAACAACUUGGAGCAUACAUUUAAAUGUACAAAAUCCGAAGCUUUUCCCAAUGACCUGAGUCCUCACCUGUUGGGCCCUUCAGGAUCGGUUAACUCCAAUAUGACGAAUAAUGUCCCCCAUGCUCCUCCUGAAAAUGGUCAUAUUGCCCCACAAGAACAUCUGCAAAAUCCGCCUCUGCAGGGACAAGUGGCUCCGACUGCUGAAGUAAAAAUGACUUUAUUUCACUGGCAAGUACAGCGAGAGGCACAGAGGAUUGACAGAGUUUCUCCUGAGCUGCUGAACAUGCAAGAUGCGGAUGGUGACACUUGUCUUCACAUAGCUGUGGCACAAGGUAGACGGGCUGUGGCUUAUGUGCUUGCUACAAAAAUGGCUCAAUGUGGCUCUCUGGACACGAAGGAACACAAUGGGCAGACAGCUCUUCAGAUAGCAGCUGCCACUAACCAGCAGCUCAUAGUUCACGAUCUGCUGGCACAUGGAGCACAAAUCAACACUCGAAACGUCUGGGGCCGAUCUCCUUUACACGUGUGUGCUGAGAAAGGCCAUUUGUCCAGUCUUCAGAGCAUCUGGAGGACCCUUAUGGGGAGUGGGCAGCCGAUUGAUAUUGAAAUGUUCAAUUAUGAUGGUUUUACGCCGCUACAUGCAGCAGUCUUGUCUCACAACGCUGUUGUUAAAGACAUGAGGAGUCUGGACAAUAUUUGUUCAUUUAUGGCAAAGGAGCUGGAGCAGAGGACACAGAAGUAUGUUGAGUGUAUUAAGACUCUGCUGCUCAUGGGUGCCUCCUGUGGGACAAAGGAUCAAAAAAGUGGAAGGACGUGUCUUCACAUGGCUUCUGAGGAGGCAAAUGUGGAGCUGUUGAACAUUUUCCUUGACCAGCCAUCUUCACUGUAUGUUGUAAAUGUUAAGACAUUCAGUGGAAACACAGCCCUGCACGUUGUCAGCGCUUUGCAAAAUCAUAAAACUCAAGUAGAAGCAGUGAAGCUGCUGAUGAGAAAAGGCGCAGACCCGGGGAGCAGGAACUUUGAAAAUGACCUGCCAUCUCAGAUGGUGCCUGAAGGACCCGUUGGUUUAAAGGUGCGGCAGAUCCUGAAAGGGAAACAUUUUCAUGCUUAAGUGAAGCUCAAAAUCACUGUCAGUCAGACAGUCCAAUCUAUCAUAUUUAUUAUUUGCCAAACAAGGCAGAUGCUAGUUGUUUCAGUGAAACAUGCCAAAUGGUUCAUUACUAUGUAAUGCUCACAGAGAAAGUAAAGAUAUGAUUUGUAUUUUUUUUGUUUAUUAACCUUUAUUGUUUUAGGCAUGAAGCCAAUACUUUUAAGAUUGCCAUACAAUGAGCACACAUGCUCUGUAAAUCUGUAUGUGUUGUGUUUUGGAUAAUGAUUUGGGAUAAUUGAUGACAAGUUGUUCCAUAGUUAUGGAGGAUUUAAUCAUGGGUUUUCUUUAUUAGAAUGUAGGAAUAUUAUGCUUCAUAUCAUUGUUUUUGGAAAUGCAUGAACAGUUAACAUGUGGUUCUUAUUCUUUAAAGCAUUCUAUUUUGGUGUCUAUAAAGUCAGCUGUUUGUAUAAAAAUGUAAAUGCAUUUUCUCAAAGGUUUAAUAUUGUAGUUUGUGUAGACAAUGUACACACUGACCACACUGGACAUUUUAUUGCGUGAUGUUUUAUCAUGAAUUUUCAACCUGAAAUAGUCAGGAUAUUUUAAUAGUCCAUAUUUUGUGUGCAUUUUGAAAAUGUUUAGUUAAUUUAGAAAUGUUAUGCAACACAUAUUUUGAAGUAAUCUACAUAAAGUUAAAUUAAUGUAGAUAGAUUACAUAAAACAUUUAAUAUAUAUUGUGAUGACACUUGUUUUUCUUUAACAAUGUAUACUUUCCUACAUGUGUAUGCUUGUUUUAAUCUGAAUGGUCACAAUACAAUAACAAUGUUCCUGCUGGGGAUCAAUAAAGGUUUAUCUCACCUUA